AUCAAACCUAAGCCAUCACAAGCCCAUCUGCCCGUAUGCUGAACCAAAUUGAAAAUAGACCACAAAUAAUCCAAAACCAGAAGAGAAAUUAAAUGGAUGACAUUUCAAUUUCACUCUAGCUUCGAUAUCAUUUAACGGUUGAAUUUGAUGCCCUUGAAGAGAAGAAGAAGAUGGCUUCUUUGUUGGCAAAAUCAACAUUGACAAGAGGCAAAGAUGAAGUGUAUGUCGCUGCAGUGCCCUUAAGAGCCACAAAAGGAGCACCUCAGCUUCUCAUGUCUGCUGCUUAUUCUCUCAAUUUCUGGGAUUUGCAGCAUUUCAUGGUUAUUAUUAAAUCCCAUUCACCACCUUCCCCUUCUCAGGCCUUUCUAGUUUUUGAUUUUCAGCCAAAAGAUCCUGAAAAUAUAUUUACAGCACUUGCAGUUCUAUCUGGUAGAGCAGUGCCAGGAGCUGUUCUUACCCGGAAGUUGACAAAGCUUCCAAGAAGCAAAUGCUGGUUAGUUGGAUACACCCAAGUGGAUGCUUUAAGUGUUGCAAAUAAAUUCAGCUACAACUGGGAAACGGAUUUAAGAGUUGGCCGUCACGAUUGUCGUGAUUAUACAAACGGACUGGUGGAGUUUCUUACAGGAGAAAAAAGCGUGCUAGAGCGCCUGAGAAACACCUUCAGUGAGGCUGAGAAGUAAGAACAUCUACUGAAAGCUGCCUGAACAAUAUUUGUCAUACAAGAAAUGUCAAGAACUAUUAAGCUGGUUUUUAGUUAAUCCUUUUUUGCUUGAGCAAGGGACACAAGCUUAAAAUUCACUCUACCUGUUUAAGAACAAUAAUAGUCUAUGUUUAUAGGUUUAUGUUUAGCUUCUGUACAUGAAAGUUCUAAGUUGUUUUCACUUUCUUAUGUCAACAUGACUUGAAAGUUGUCAAGUGCUUCAGCUUGUAAAAUAGAAACUUCUAGGAAGAAGCCUAUAACUAUAUAAGUUGCAGUAUUAAAGAAAUUUCUGCUACUAUUAAUUCUUAAAUCACAAGAUUCUACUUGUCA
Messenger RNA from Jatropha curcas, 1030 nucleotides. Its product is annotated as PTB domain engulfment adapter. The record is from RefSeq and is a predicted model, not a curated record. Lineage: Eukaryota; Viridiplantae; Streptophyta; Magnoliopsida; Malpighiales; Euphorbiaceae.